GGGGUGGGCAGGGGUGCAGAAGAGAGGGAGCUUGGAGAGAGGGAUCCAAGGCAGAGGCCCACAUGGGCACAACACAGAGCAGUCCCCAAGAGUCUGCACAAACAGAAGCCCGGAAGGUGUAGGGACCUCUGUCUUAGCCUCACUGUCCCAGCCUGCUUACUGCCUGAACUUCUGGGAGCUGGCGACAGAACAAAGACUGAAGGAUGCGGACUCCAGGUGCGUGUUCGGCUUCUGUGGCGUCUCUGGUCCUGCUAUGGUUGCUGGGGCUGCCGUGGACCUGGAGUACAGCGGCGGCGCUAGGCGUUUACGUAGGCGGCGGCGGCUGGCGUUUCUUGCGCAUCGUCUGCAAAACCGCGAGGCGUGACCUCUUCGGCCUCUCCGUGUUGAUCCGUGUGCGCCUAGAACUGCGGCGGCACCAGCGCGCCCGCCACACCAUCCCGCAGAUCUUCCAAGCGGUGGCACGGCAGCAGCCUGAGCACCUGGCGCUGGUGGACGCUGGCAGCGGCACAUGCUGGACCUUCGCACAGCUGGAUGCCUACUCCAAUGCUGUGGCCAACCUCUUCCGCCAGCUGGGCUUUGUGCCGGGUGACGUGGUGGCUAUCUUCCUGGAGGGCCGGCCCGAGUUUGUGGGGCUGUGGCUGGGCCUGGCCAAGGCGGGCAUGGAGGCCGCUCUGCUCAAUAUUAACCUGCGGCGGGAGCCCCUGACCUUCUGCCUGGGCACCUCGGGCGCCAAGGCCCUGGUCUUCGGAGGGGAGCUGGCAGUGGCGGUGGCCGAGGUGAGCGGACAGCUGGGCAAGAGCCUGGUCAAGUUCUGUUCUGGAGACUUGAGGCCCGAGGGCCUCUUGCCGGACACCCAGCUCCUGGAUCCGCUACUGAAGGAGACCUCCACAGCCCCCCUGGCACAGCCCCCUGGCAAGGGCAUGGAUGAUCGACUCUUCUACAUCUACACGUCAGGGACCACGGGGCUGCCCAAGGCUGCCAUCGUCGUGCACAGCAGGUACUACCGCAUCGCGGCAUUCGGCCACCACUCCUACCGCAUGCAGGCAACAGACGUGAUCUAUGACUGCCUGCCCCUGUAUCACUCGGCAGGGAACAUCGUGGGCGUGGGUCAGUGUCUCAUCUACGGGCUGACGGUGGUCCUCCGCAAGAAGUUUUCAGCCAGCCGCUUCUGGGAGGACUGUGUCAAGUACAACUGCACGGUGGUCCAGUACAUCGGGGAGAUCUGCCGCUACCUGCUGAAGCAGCCCGUGCGGGAGGCAGAAGGGCAGCACUGUGUGCGCCUGGCCGUGGGCAACGGGCUGCGGCCGGCCAUAUGGGAGGAGUUCACCGAACGCUUUGGCGUGCGCCAGAUCGGCGAGUUCUAUGGGGCCACCGAGUGCAACUGUAGUAUCGCCAACAUGGAUGGGAAGGUUGGCGCUUGUGGCUUCAACAGCCGCAUCCUGCCCCAUGUGUACCCCAUCCGACUGGUGAAGGUCAACGAGGACACCAUGGAGCUACUGCGGGAUGCCCAAGGCCUCUGCAUCCCAUGCCAGGCCGGGGAGCCCGGCCUCCUCGUGGGCCAGAUCAACCAGCAGGACCCUCUGCGUCGCUUUGAUGGCUACAUCAGCGAGAGCGCCACCAGCAAGAAGAUCGCCCACAGUGUCUUCCGCAAGGGUGAUAGCGCCUACCUAUCAGGUGUGCAGACCAUGGGAGUGGGCUGUAGGGGUGGUGGGUUGUCCUCUUACCUCCUCUUCUCCCCUCUGCCAGGUGACGUGCUGGUGAUGGACGAACUGGGUUACAUGUAUUUCCGGGACCGCAGCGGGGACACCUUCCGCUGGCGUGGGGAGAAUGUCUCCACCACUGAGGUGGAGGGUGUGCUGAGUCGCCUGCUGGGCCAGACAGAUGUGGCCGUGUACGGGGUGGCCGUGCCAGGAGUAGAGGGCAAAGCAGGCAUGGCAGCCAUCGCAGACCCUCACGGCCAGCUGAGCCCCAACGCGCUGUACCAGGAGCUGCAGAAGGUACUGGCGCCCUAUGCCCAGCCCAUCUUCCUGCGCCUCCUGCCCCAGGUGGACACCACAGGCACCUUCAAGAUUCAAAAGACGAGGCUGCAGCACGAGGGCUUUGACCCACGCCAGACCUCGGACCGGCUCUUCUUCCUGGACCUGAAGCAGGGCCACUACCUGCCUCUGGAUCAGAGUGUCUACACCCGCAUCUGCUCGGGCGCCUUCUCCCUCUGACGCUCCUCUUCUGCCCGCCAGAGACUACCCUCAGGCGCAGCCAGCGAGUCAGGCUUGAGCCAGACAGCCCUGCCCUCUCCUGCCGCAGAGAAACUGGAUCCCAGGCGGAACCUGUGUUUCCCACCUUCACCGACCUCUCGCCUCGGGCUCCUGUGUGUGCGUCUGUGUGUGUGUCUCUCUUCUCCCUGUUUCUGGGCCUUCCUGCUGCCCUUGACCGCCCUCACCUUCCUCCCCCAUCUCCCCUCCCCUGCCAAAAGCAGAACAGACAUUUCCUGGAAGCCGUGGUUCCUGUGGGGGCCCGGCUGCCCUCAGAGCUUCCGCGGGGCCUCCCUAUUGGGUCUCCCUAUUGGGUCGUAAACCUGGAAUGAGGCCUCUCCACCUCCCUCUCAGCUGUGCCUUAGCAAGACCCACCAGUCUAGGCCUCCCUAGGCUUCCCUAGGCGGCUGGAUUCCAGGAUUUGUAGUCCUGCGUGAACUCCAGGCAGGUCCCCCAUACUCCUUGCUGAACUGAGGAGUGGUCUGCCUGGCCAGCCGGGGUGCAGGGGAAAUCUCUCCCAGGCCAGUUGCCUUUUGCACUUCCUGUCCCUGGUGGGUCUCCCUUGCCUUGCCUCCCCUUCCUGAUGCCCCGGAAACUUCUGGAAUUGACUGUGACCGCUUGGAUGUUGCCCCCACCACCACCACACAGACGGCCCUCUUCAGGCAUCUCCAUGGAGCCCCUGCUGGAGGGGCCCUGAAGAUGAUGCUGGCUGGCGCCUCAGCCUGCUGCUCAGAUGCUCACCCCAGUGGAGACCCUGCUGGUGUGGCUGCUGAUGGGACCCAUGGGAGUGACAGCAGUGGGUUGGGCUAAGUGUCCAGGCUAGGGGUGGCAUCUGAGAUGGUCUCUCCGGGUCUCAGGGGUUCCAGCCUGUUGAAUGUCCCCGCCAGCCUUGUUAGUGAUAGCUUGAAUCUUUGGGUUGGUGACAUCCUGAGACCACCCCACUAGGAUAGCUCGGACAUCCCCAUCGGCUUCCUUGAUGACUCACCCCAGACACCCGUUGUUGGGACCAGCUCCCCAGCUCGCCCCUCUGUCCCUCCCUCUGGCAGCACCGUCCGGCUCCUCGAACAUUGAGGCCAGUAGCAAGUGACCCUGUCGUGUUUCACGUGGGCCUUUCCAAGCACCAAGGUUUUGUUUCCUACUUGAGUUUAAGAAAUAAACCUGCAGAGUGUCUGGUG
Molecule: messenger RNA, 3427 nt
Organism: Phacochoerus africanus (Common warthog)
Lineage: Eukaryota; Metazoa; Chordata; Mammalia; Artiodactyla; Suidae
Gene: SLC27A1
Product: solute carrier family 27 member 1
Exons: 12
Coding region: 204-2216 (670 amino acids)
Biological process (GO): phosphatidic acid biosynthetic process; response to insulin; long-chain fatty acid import into cell
Cellular component (GO): plasma membrane; mitochondrial inner membrane
Molecular function (GO): fatty acid transmembrane transporter activity; long-chain fatty acid transmembrane transporter activity; long-chain fatty acid-CoA ligase activity
Source: RefSeq, a predicted model, not a curated record